Molecule: messenger RNA, 1953 nt
Organism: Penaeus vannamei (Pacific white shrimp)
Lineage: Eukaryota; Metazoa; Arthropoda; Malacostraca; Decapoda; Penaeidae
Source: RefSeq, a predicted model, not a curated record
AUGCCUUUCAAUGAGGGUGUAAUAUGGGGGUUUAAUGUAGCCUUUUACUCUAACAUAAAGAAAGUGAAUGAUGUGCUAAAGAGCCUAAGAAUUAGAGCGGGUGGAAAGCAACUAGACAUCGAAGAUGCGUCGACUAUUUUAACAAAUCAGAACAUUAAGAGCCCAGAUGAUGUGCAGCAGGUUGUAGACUUCAAGGAAAAGUGUCGUAAAAAUGUUGGAGAAGAUGCCGUCAAAGCUAUUGAGAAAUCUCAGCAGGACCUCUUCCCUUGCUUCUCGAGUAUAAUCAAAAUGGAUAAGCUCAGGCAUGAGAUCAAUCGCAGUAUUCCCCGCGGAGAACUGGAUCUCGUCUUCAAGAAGUAUUGUGGGCGGCGAGAAAGCUUAAUGGCCUGUGUCGAGGAUAUGUUCACCAGCUUAGAGAAAUGCAUGAACGACCAGGAGCGAAAAGACCUUCAGAUUGUUCGAGAAGCCAUCGAUGCAGGGAUAGAUUUCGUGUGUCACAAAGAUGGCGACAGAAUUGCCCUGUUCAUGGCGGAGGAAGGCGAGGAGUGUCUCGUCAGUCAGAAAGACAACAUUAGGGAGUGUGUGGAAGAGAAGGUUCCAGAGAUAAAAGAUGCGGAAGAAGACAUGAGCUUACUAUCCCCGCAAACUUUUACAAUAAACGAGGCAAACUGCAAAAAAUUAAACGCCAUGCAUCACUGUGUUGUAAAGCACACCGAGAAAUGUGAAGACCCGACACCAGCCAACAUCCUGGACUCCCUUAUAAUCCAAGUGCUGAAGGUGACACCAUGCUGGCAGACAAGUGGGGCGGAAACUGUAGCAUCACAGUCGCAGUACCUCCUCUCGGACACGCUCACUCUCAUGGCUGCGGCACUCACUGCGGCCAAUAUCCUGCUCUAAGGCAUGAGUACAGUCGAGUGAAAUGGAAUUGAUGUUUUAUCUUAGAUACAAAAUACCCCUCCAGAUUUCACGAGAUUGUGAGCUCCUAAAUGAUAUACAUAACAAGAAUAAGAGAUAUACUUAGUCUUGUUAAUUAAAGUUUUUCAGUUACUGGAGAGUUUGCCAAGGCUGUGAUCACGAUAUGUAGAAAGAUAUUUUUAUUUGGAGAAUGAAUCCCCAUAGUCAGAAUUAUUUACAUAUUUAUCAUUGAGAUUAUAAUUAUUAUAAGGGAGUUUAUUUGAUUUUAUUCUGAUGACUUAAUAGGGAAUAUAAAUGUAGUCAUUUAUAAUGGAAACUAAUGUAUGUAUAUGAGUAUUUGUCAUUUUUUCUCUUUUUUUUUUUAUAAUGAAUUAUGUAUAUAUGUGUGUGUGUGUGUGAUUGGGCUGUUGACUGCUAGCAAGCAUUGGAUAUCUACCUAUGUAUGUGUCUGUGUAUGCUGAUACUUUUUUUUAUGUGUGUAUAAAUAUAGACCUCUGUUUCUAGACCUCUUAAGUCUAGAAACACAAUAUUCAUUUAGUAAACUCAUUAACGAAAUUUGGAGGACAAAACUAAAAUUUACCAAAUACUUGUUGACUAGAAUAUGGCCAAGUGACAUGUUUUUCCUCCCAUAGUUCUUAUUAAGUUUUAAAGAACGGUAGGAAAUAUAGAAUCUCAUCUAGUUUGCGUUCUGUUGAUUUCUGUGUUUGCUGGAAUGAUUCAAGAGGAAUGAAAAUACCAAAGAAAUGGAGGCUUUGUAGAAAUUGUGCCAAUUAUCAUUAUCAUUGUGUAUGCAUGUUUUUAUUAGUUAACCUUUGUAGUUGGUUUACCAUCACUUUCACUUAUAAAAGCCUGGCAGGAAUUUAACAUAUUAUUUGAGUAUCAUAAUUUAGAAUUCAGUCUAAAUGUAGUUAUUCUUAUUAGAGAAAAAUAACAGUUGAAAGGGGAGCAAUGGGAUAAAUACAGUGUAAUAUUCCAUUAAAAAAAAAAGAAUUUUAAAUAAAAGAAUUAAAAAAACAAGAUAAAGCUCUAAAUGAUGAA